AUGGUGAUUAUGGCUCAACCAUUGAAAACAAUAAUUUCAUCCUAUCGUGACCAAGACAAGAAUUCUCGUCUUUCUCCUCGUCUUUCUCCUUUGUCUCCUUGUAGGCAUGGGAGCCGUCAGUGGCGCCAGAUUCGUACUGGUAGUUUGGCUGUUGCUAUAGCGGCACUUCUCAUGUUUACCACUGCUUGGCUUUCCCUUGUUUUCUCUGAUGCAACUACCUGUUGCUUUCAUCGCAUAAAGGACUGGGAAGAUAGACACCACUUUUUACCUUGGAACAAGUGCCCUCCUCUUCGCCAUUCAAAAGUAAUACCACCUCCUGCUCUCCAAUUUGGGACAACAAAAGAUCAACUUCACAAUAGUAGCAGUAUUAUUGAACAAGGAGGCUUGUCUGUUCAACAUAUUGUUUUUGGCAUAGCAGGAUCAUCUCAACUUUGGAAACGAAGGAAGGAAUAUAUCAGACUAUGGUGGCGUCCCAAUGAGAUGCGUGGCCAUGUGUGGUUAGAGGAACAAGUGGUUGAAGAACAUGGAGAUGAGUUAUUACCCCCUACCAUGAUUUCUGGAGACAUCUCCUAUUUCCGCUACACUAACCCUAUAGGUCACCCUUCUGGCCUCCGGAUUUCUCGCAUUAUCAAAGAAAGCUUUCGCCUUGGUCUCUCAGAUGUGCAUUGGUUUGUCCUCUGUGAUGAUGAUACCAUAUUCAAUGUGAAUAACCUAGUUGACGUUCUCAGCAAGUAUAAUUCCUCGGAAAUGAUUUACAUAGGUAGUCCUUCAGAGAGUCAUUCGGCUAAUACCUAUUUUAGCCACUCAAUGGCCUACGGUGGUGCUGGGAUCGCAAUAAGUUAUCCGCUUGCAAAGGCCCUCUAUGAGAUUCUUGAUGAAUGCAUUGAGAGAUACCCUGGGCUUUAUGGUAGUGAUGAUAGACUGCAUGCCUGCAUCACUGAACUUGGCAUUCCACUGACCCGGGAGCAUGGUUUUCACCAGUGGGAUAUAAAAGGUGAUGCUCACGGUCUUCUGUCCUCUCACCCAAUAGCACCAUUUGUGUCAAUUCAUCAUGUUGAAGCCGUCGAUCCCUUUUAUCCUGGUUUGAGCUCUUUGGAUAGCCUUAAACUUUUUACAAAGGCCAUGAGAGCUGAACCCAAAAGCUUCUUGCAGCGAUCAAUAUGUUAUGACCAUUCCCGGCAUCUAACAUUUUCAGUGUCACUUGGUUAUGCUAUUGAAGUCCUGCCUAACAUUGUAUAUCCCCGUGAGCUGGAACGCUCUGAACGAACCUAUUCUGCUUGGAAUGGUAUUAGUCAAAGGAAUGAAUUUGAUUUUGAUGCUAGGGACCCACACAAAUCUGUGUGUAAAAAGCCCAUUAGAUUCUUCUUGAAAGAUACUGGAAGAGAUGUUAAUGCUUCUUGGGGUUCAUAUGUUCGGAGUAAAGAUAAAGAUGAUUUCAAAAGGAAACUUUUCUGUUUUCCUCAAUUUCCCCCUCUGUACAAUGUGCAAAAGAUCGAAGUAGUGGCACAGCCUUUGAGCAAGAAUUGGCAUCUGGUGCCACGUCGUCUCUGUUGCAAGCAAAGCAAAUCUGGCAAGGACAUACUCCAAAUCUCAGUUGGACAAUGUGGGAACUGGGAAGGGGCCUUUUAG
Messenger RNA from Lathyrus sativus (Indian pea), 1629 nucleotides. Lineage: Eukaryota; Viridiplantae; Streptophyta; Magnoliopsida; Fabales; Fabaceae. The record is from the annotation of a GenBank genome assembly.